This is a messenger RNA of Stereum hirsutum FP-91666 SS1, 1413 nucleotides long. RefSeq names its product UPF0052-domain-containing protein. The transcript is spliced from 11 exons. Gene Ontology annotation, molecular function: LPPG:FO 2-phospho-L-lactate transferase activity. The coding region runs from base 1 to 1413 and encodes 470 amino acids. Lineage: Eukaryota; Fungi; Basidiomycota; Agaricomycetes; Russulales; Stereaceae. The record is from RefSeq and is a predicted model, not a curated record.
AUGGUCACUCGGCACCCUUCGAACGACAAUGUUCAGGCAUCCAGUGCCGGGAACGAGCAUACUGAAUCCGCCGACCCGUCUUUCGUGAUUGUGUCCGGUGGGACGGGAUGUAAUGCUAUCUGUUCGGCGUUUUCUAAUGCUUGCUAUGUUCUGCCUGUCUCGGAUGACGGAGGCUCUUCGAGCGAGAUUAUCCGAGUUCUGGGUGGGCCUUCGAUAGGUGAUAUACGGUCGCGUCUCGUGCGUCUCAUACCGCCUGCACCUCCUGGAUCACCGCUGGAUGCUCUCAGGAUUUUGCUGGCGUAUAGGCUGCCUGUUGGUGCAGCGGCGAGGGAUGAAUGGAGGGCGAUUGUGGAAGGCAAGAGUCCGCUGUGGAAUGGUGUCCCUAACGACAGAAAGGAGGCUAUUCGAGGCUUUUUGGUAUACUUUGAGAACGAAGUGCUCCGUAGAGCGCACAAGUCCUUCUCUUUUGUGAACGGAAGUAUAGGGAACUACUUCCUCGCCGCUUCUCAGGGCUUUUUCAGAUCUCUCCCUUCCGCUAUAUUUCUGUUUUCGUCGAUCACGAGCUCUCAGGCUAACAUCUUGCCCGUAAUCGUUACCAACCACAUUGUGACGAUUGCUGCUGAACUCAACAACGGCGCCAAGUUGAUUGGACAAUGCGAAAUAUCGCACCCAGUCCCCCGAAUCACCUUUAACCCCGAAGAAGUUACUCGCACAGACCAUACCGGAGGGGAAAACACAGAGGAUGACUUCGAUGUAAUGUCUCCAACUGGCGAUGCGGAUGGGGACGGUGGUGAAGGCUCCAUCCUUCCUCGAAAUCAAAACGUUAUGUUCAGUGCGACAUCAAAGGACAAUCAUGAAGAAGAGGAACUAGAAGCACCCAUCUCCCGGUUGUACUACAUCAACUCAUAUGGACACGAGAUCCACCCGUCACCUAACCCGGACUAUAUCAAGAGUCUGGCAAGAAACGAGGUCUUAGUCUAUUCUUGUGGGUCUCUAUGGACUAGUAUCAUCCCGUGCCUUGCACUUCGAGGAGUAUCCACCGCUAUUGCACGCUCCCAUUCACUACGCGCCAAGGUCCUUUUUCUCAACUCGAAGAAUGACCGAGAAACAACAGGGUACACGGCGGUAGACUAUAUACAGGCGAUCGUUCGUACCCUUAACGCCCGAUAUCAAGUAGAACCUUACGGGCUCGCUCGAGGGAACGCGGCCACACUCUACCCUGUCUCAGCAUUCAUCACGCAUCUCGUAUACAUACGCGGCACAACAGUCAAGGUAGACGUGAGGAAGAUUGCUGAUAUGGGGGUGAGAUGCAUAGAAGUCGAGAGCUCAUCACGGUCUAGUAGCGGAACGCCGGUCUACGAUGCGGAGUGCGCGAGAACGGCUGUCGAUGAGGUUCUGAGCAGUGUUACUUGA